AUGAGGGGUGGAAUACUACUAUUUUUAGUGGUAUUUCCCGCCACACUGGCCAAACUUCAAUGGAAAUGUCAAUUAGUUGAAGAAGAGGAUCCAAAACUCUCAAAAGGGCCGCCAAAAUGUCGAAAACGUGGAUUUUUGGAUAGAAAAUCGGUGAAUCCGGAUGAAAAUGAGCCGGGAUUCUUGGUGGAUAGUUUGAGAAAAAAAGAGAUUAUUUCAAGGGUUGGGAAUAAUGAGCAACCUGAAAUGCCGUAUCGAAAAUAUCAGAGAAAAAGUGUGGCGAAUUUGAAUGAUUUGAAUCGUGAUCCAGGAUUUGAUCAUAGUUCGAAGGAUGGCGAUGGAACACCAAGGAAUAGGAAUGGACCGUGAGUUUGGAAGAGAAGAGAUAAUUGGGGAAACAUCUUUGGACACCGAAAACAGCCCAAAAUGUUAUUCUUUGUCAACACACAAAUCAGAAUUAUUAUUGUGAAAUGUUUUUUGAAAAUUAAUUUUAAUUCUUAAACAGUGAAAAAAUUUUAAAAUUAGUGGUAUUUUAAUUGUUUUCUUAUGUUAGAAAACAAAGUCAGAAUUUUUUGGAUUUUUUGAAACAGUAAAAAAUACGCUUCAAAAAUUUAUCAGUUCUUUCUUCUGGAGGAAUGAAUAAUUUUUCAUCAAAAAUUGCUCUAUACUCAAAAAUCUCCCAAAUGUUUGCAGUCUUCGCCCAAAUACUCUUCUCUCCGCCGACCAAAUUCACAAACCAAUUGAAAUUGCUCUACAAGGUGAUUCGAUGCCAGAUUUCGAUUUUGGUCAACCCGAAGAAACGCUUCAAAAUGAUCUACCAAUUUGUCCGGAUUGCUCGAAAAAUUUCAGCAAUUUCAAUAAAUAUCAGUUGCUGAAAUAUUAUGAAGAAUGUCGAUUUAAUUUGGGAGAUGAGGAUAGAUUUAAAUUAUUGAGACAAUUGGAGGAUAAAGUGAAACCGAGGGAACCUAGUGAGUUUUGAAAUUUUUUUGGCUGAAAAUUUGGCUUACCUUUUAUAGUUAUAAACCAAAAUUGAAUAAACUCAACCCAUUUUUCAGGAAUCCUUGAUUUCUCUUGUGCCGACAUUGAUAUCAAUAAUCUUUCUGAUGAAGACAUCGAAUAUUGUUGUGAGAAUUCAGAUCUCUCAAAUCUCUCAGAAAAACAGAAUCGAAUUCUUGAAGAAGUCUGCCUUGAAAAUAAUCUGAAAAAGUGUAAUCUGAGCAAUCGCCAGAGAAAAUCAUUGAAUCCAAAAGAUCAACGAAAUUACGAUAGAAAAUGUCAAGUCUCUCCAACGCAAAAACCAACAAAUGGCACUGAAGAACUUCCAACAUCAGGAGAUCAUGAUUGUAAAAGUCUGAAGGCUAUCAAAAAUAGUUUGAAUGAUGAAUUAUGGCCAAAAUAUUUGAAAUGCUUACAUAAAAAAUGCACAAAAGAUGUGGAGCCAACAGAUAUCCAGGGAGCCAAAAAAUACCGUGAAAAUUGUGUGGAUCCAAAAACACAACUUCGUCUAACUCUUAAUUGUUAUAAGGCUUCGAAACGGGUCGAUUCGAUGAGUCUCGAAGAAUAUAUCCGAUUUGAAAAUCAAUGUAUUUUGGGUCCGGUGAAUCCGCGAAGAAAAGUGUAUUUGGAUGAGUGCCAAGAAAAGCCAGAGAUAAUCGAUAAUUUCACACCAAGAGAAUUCAAAAAUUAUCGCAAAAAUUGUUUGAUUUCAGUGAAUUGUGGUGAUGUAAUACCUCAACAUUUGACAAGAGAUCAGGUACACUAAUUCUGUAUUUUUGGGGCGAAAAGGGGGGCUUUAAGUUUCAGUAAUCCUAGGUUUUUGGCGCGAAAUUUGAAAGUUUUUGAGAGUCAUUAGUUCUGAAUUUUUCGGUUUCAAAUUGUGGGAUUCUCAGCUACAGUAUUCACAGUUUUAUUAGCAAAAAUUAUGAUUUUUCGCCCAAUGUUUUUUCACAAAAAUCUAAUUAAUCAAAUUACAGCAAAUCAAUCAAUACAAAGAAGUUUGUGAUGUUCAAUCAAUAGAUUGUCGAAAAGAUUCGGAACUUUUCGAAUUCCGAAAAGCUUGCAUUAUUCGACCAAAUCCAAAGAAACCAGUAACCUUCGAUUGUGAAAAAGAUGCCGAAAAUUUGAAUUUGCGCGACAAAAAACGAUUUGUGAAAUACUGUGUGAAUUGUCAAAACUAUCAGGAAAUCGAUGGAUUGACCAAAAAAGAGGUGAGCAUUUUGAGAAGAAUUCUCAGAAACCCAGACUAAAAUUUAGGAUUUUUAGAAGCUUCCUACUUUUUUGAGAUGAAUUUUUAGCUUAAUUUUUUUGCAAAAAUAUCCAAAUUUGGACUCGAAAUGUGUCAAAUUUUCAGAUAAAUGUUCUAACCAAAAAAUGUGGACCUCAAAAAUCAGCCACACCAAAUCCAUCAUCAUGGGAACCAGAUUGCUCAACAGAUCCAAGUAAAUUAAGUAUUGAACAACGCCAGAAAUAUAUUGAUGAAUGUGUUCCGAGAUGUGUAAAAUUCCCGAAAUCCAGAAAAUGUUUGAGUUGUGAAAAAGUGGAUGUGGAGGAGUUGAAUCAAUAUGAGGUAAGGAUUUUUGAAGAAACCAGGGGUUGCGAACAUUUUUAGACCAAACAUGAGUAUAUUUAUUACAUAUUUGAAACAGUGUAUUUUUGAAUAUUUUUUCUUUUGAAAAAGAGUUUUAAUGAUUUUUGAAACAGUGGAAUUUUCGGAAAAUGUUUGAAUCUUCCGAAUCAUCUGAAAAUUGUGAAGUUCCCCCUAAACUUUUCUCCAUAUUUCCAGCUCCGCCUCUACAACAAAAAAUGCAUCGACUACCCCGCUUGUAUCUCCCGAAGAUCCCAAAUCGAUGAACCUAUGAAUCUUCAAAUCCUCCAAAAACACUGCCUUGAGGUGGAAGAUAAUUGGGUAAAGAAAAAUGACACCAUUCAAGUUAUCAAAACUCCCACGGGAAAGAAAAUGUGUUAUGACGUGGAUUUGGAACAAUUAUCGGAUAGAGAAUUCGAGAAUUAUAAGAGGAAUUGUUUGAGAAGAUCUGAAAGAUUGAGUUGUGAAAAUGUGGAUUAUACAAGAUUGAGUGAAGAAGAUUUUGAGAGAUAUGUUUCGGAUUGUGUUGAAAAUAAAAAGAGGAAUAUUGAAUUGAGUCAUCGAUUUAAUCUAACUUGUGAUAUGGAUCCAUUAUCGAUUGAUUCGAAAGAUUUGAGAGAGAUUUACAAUGAGGAAUGUGUGCAGAAAAAUGAGAAAUUCAGCUGUGAAAAUGUGCAAAAAUCGGAAUUGAAAACUGAGAAAGAACUGGAUGUAUUUGAGCAAUUGUGUGAAGAAAGACCAGAAACAAAAAGGAGAGAUGUGGAAGAUGGAGAAUUGUGUAAGAAUAGAAGAAAAGAGGAUUUGACACCAAGAAUGGUGGGUUUUGGAUGGAAAAUUACAAAAAUUGAUCCAAGAAUGUUUAUUUUGAAAAAAAAUUUCCUAGAAAACCUCUUUUAUUUUCAGCGUCUCCGCUACGAAGAACUCUGCGAACUGCCCAAAAAAUCCUCACCCAAUCGGCAAUCUUUCAACAUUUGUCAAGCUCUCAAAAACACUCAACAGCUUCCACAAAAUCUGCGAAAUCUCUACCGCUCGCGCUGUCAAAUUCGUUGCUUCGAUCGAAAUUUCCACGAAAUGUCGCCCCGAGAAAUUCGAAUUUAUCAGAGAAAAUGUCUGAAAAUUGAUAUCGAUAAUGGACCGAAAAAGAUUUGGGGAAAUGAAACAUUGGACAUCGAAAAAAUGCCGAAAAAGAGAAGUUGUUAUGAUAGAGAUGUUGAAUUUAUGACAAAAUCGGAAUAUUUGGAAUAUUUGAGAAUUUGUUUGAAGAAAAAUCGAGGAGUUAGUGAAAGUUGCGAGGAAAUUGGAGAAGAUUUCGAGAAUUUAAACAGAGAAGAAUAUGAGGUAUUUGUAAGAGAUUGUGUUGAAGUUGAAAAGAAGAAGAUUAAUUUGGAAAAGGAAGUGAAAUUGAGAUGUGAUAUGGAUAGAAGAGGAUUGACUGAUGAACAGGUGAGAUCAGUGAAAAGAAUUCUGGAUUUUGGAGCAGUUUGAGCUCAAAAAUUCUUAUUUUCGACCUCAAACACGUGAGGUUUUCACCAAAAAUCAAUUUUUCUAGCUGAUCCAAUUGCUCAAUAAUUGUGGCUCGAAACCCGAUCGAAAAUCAAUCAAAAUUCAACCCGAAAAACAUCACAAUCAUCCAAAAACCGACGAAGAUGAAGAAGAAAAUGAGAAGGAAGAAAUCAUUCGGGAUAAAUUAAAGAAAAUUAUAGUCCGAGAAAUCAAGAGAACCUCACCUGAAAACUCUCAAAAUCCACCGAAACAUCCAAAAGAGCCGACUGAAAUUGUGAAAUUGCACAAAAUCAAGAGAGAUGGCGGAAAAGUUGUGAAACGUAUCAGAUUGACGCAUAAAAAACGACAUCAUGAAUUACCAGUGGAUUCUGAGGAAGAGGAGAACUUUGAAGAUUUCAGAGAAGUUCCGAGAACUCGAAAAAUGCGUGUCAGAAAAAUGAGACCCACAACAACAACAACCACAGUUGCACCAAUACCUGAGUAUUAUUAUGAAGAAGUUGAUGUCCCAUAUAUUGCUCAGAUUAUCAAAAAUAAGCCAGGAAAACGUAUAUUCAGAAAACGGUAUAUUCCAAGAGAUGAAGGAAGAAUUGAGGAAAAUAUUGAUGAGGGAUAUGUUCCGGAAGAGAUUCGAUAUGAUGGAUAUAUUCUGAUAUCUACAUAUCCAAUUGAUGUUCGAAAGUUUGAAAAAGAUCAGGAAGAAGAAGGAGAUCAGAGAGAUCAAGAGAAAGAACGAGAGGAUUGGAGAAAGAUUAUUUUGAGAAAGAAUCGAAGAAAGAUUCAACCAACCCGAUGGACUAUUGAAGAUUUAGAAAACUUGGUGGAUAAAGAAUCUCCAACGAGGAAAUCUAGAUACUUUGAAACUGAUGAGAAUGGAAAUGAGAUACCUGUUGAAAUCAAGAGGGAGAAUAAUGUAACCCGGGUGACUAAUGAUAUAAAUAUCAGAAAGAAGGAUGGAACUUUGAUUGGAGUUAUCAAGAAAAGGGCGAGUAUUGAAGUGUUGGGACCAGAUGGAGGACCGGAUUUGGAUAGAAAGAGUCGACAUCCACAAGAUGAAGAUAUAGAUCGUAGAUUGGAUGGAGAAAGCGAGAGAAUUGCUCGAAUUGUAGAUGAAAAUGGAAAUGAGAUAAGAAGAUCGAGAAUUGAGGAAGAGUUUGAAAUUGAUGAGAAUGGAAUCAGGAGGCCAAGAAGAUCUAGACCAGAUGAGGAAUAUGAGAUUGGACCAGAUGGAAAACGAAGGCCUAAGAAGCCAAGAACAGAGGUUGAAUACGAAAUCGACGAGAAUGGAAUUCGAAGACCACGAAGAUCUAGACCCGAUGCUGAAGAGGAAUACGAAAUUGAUGAAAAUGGUGUCAGAAGGCCGAGAAAAUCUAGACCAGAUGAAGAAUACGAGAUUGGACCAGAUGGAAAACGAAUACUCAAGAAGCCGAGAACCGAAAUCGAGUAUGAGAUUGAUGAGAAUGGAGUUCGAAGACCAAGAAGAUUCCGACCAGAUGAAGAAUUUGAAGUCGGGCCUGAUGGACAGAGAAGACCUAGAAGAUCAAAACCUCAAGACGAACAAGAGAAACCUGAAAUCGAUGAGAUGGGACCGGAUGGAGUUAAACGAUUCAGAAAAUCGAGACCAGUUGAGGAUCAGGACAAAAAACCCAGAACUUCUAGAAUUGAGGAAGAAGAAUUCGAGAUUGAUGAGAAUGGAGUUAGACGACCCAGAAAGCCGAGAUUUGAAGUGGAAUAUGAAAUAGAUGAGAAUGGUGUAAGAAGGCCAAGAAGAAAUAGACCAGAUGAUGAAUAUGUUAUUGGACCAGAUGGAAAAAGAUAUAGGAAGUCUAGACCAGUUGAAGAUCAAGACAAAAAACAUAGAACCGAAGAGGAGUAUGAGAUUGGACCAGAUGGAAAACGAAGAAUCAGAAAACCCAGAUUUGAAGUGGAAUAUGAAAUUGAUGAGAAUGGAAUUCGAAGAAUAAAGAAGCCUAGAUUUGAAGAAGAAUUCGAAAUCGAUGAAAAUGGAGUUAGACGGCCCAGAAAAAAUAGACUAGAGGAAGAGUUCGAAAUUGGACCAGAUGGAAUUCGACGACCAAGAAAAUCAAAACCUGACCAAGGAUUUUCAAUCUCAGAUGGACUUUUACGAAUCAAGAGACUUGAAUCUGAAGAUGAAGAUGAGUACGAAAUUGGACCGGAUGGCAAGAGACACAGAAAGUCGAGACCAGUGGAAGAUCAGGAUAAGAAGCCUAGAACUUCACGAGUUGAGGAGGAAGAAUUUGAAAUCGAUGAAAAUGGAGUUAGACGACCAAGAAGAUCCCGACCUGAUGAAGAAUAUGAAAUUGGACCAGAUGGAAAAAGACAUCGUAAAUCUAGACCAGUUGAAGAUCAGGAUAAGAAACCGAGAACUUCACGAAUCGAGGAGGAAGAAUUUGAGAUUGAUGAAAAUGGAAUUCGAAGACCGAGACGAUUUAGACCUGAAGAGGAGUUCGAAGUUGGUCCUGAUGGAAUCCGACGCCCCAGAAAAUUCAGAAUCGAAGAGGAGUUCGAAAUUGAUGAAAAUGGAGUGAGACGACCGAGAAGAAAUAGACCAGAUGAAGAAUAUGAAAUUGGACCAGAUGGAAAAAGAUACAGGAAGUCUAGACCAGUUGAAGAUCAAGAUAAGAAUUCCCAACCUGAAGAACUCGAAUCUCGAAAACCUCGUCGAUUCAUCAAUGUCUAUAUGAUCGACGAAAAAGAUGGAUCUCGCCGACUAAUCGAAAAAAUCGAAACUGAAUGGACUGAAGAAGAAUAUGAAGAGGAAAUCAUCGGAAAACUUCGAAAACGUUUCCGAGUCGACCCACAACAUCGAGAACAGAAGGUUCUAGUCGAGCAAAAAGUCAUUGAGGAAACGGAAUAUGAGGAGAUUAUUGAAAUGUUGAGAAAAGUCCGAAAGACUGGAGUGGUUCGAGUGAUACGAAGGAUUAAAAAAGUUAGGCCAAGUCAAGAAGAACAGGGUGAGGAAUGGCAAAUUUUGAAGAAAACUAAGAAACGAACUUAUCGAGUUGUAAAUGGAAAGAGAGAAUUGGUUAGUGAAACAGAGAAUAUUCAAAAUUUGGACGAAGAAGAUCAAGAAGGUCAUACUGUAUUUGGCGCCAAGAAACACUUUUUGACACGUGGCAGAGCUGAAGAGCAAAAUUUGGAAAAUGAAGAUGUGAAGGAACAACAUAGACCGAUGAGUUUCAAUAAUAGAGGAUCUAGAGGAGAUUUACAAGGAGGUACGACACUAUUUGGGAAUUUAAGACUGAAAAUAUUCAUGAAAUUUCUUGCAGAUUCUCCUCAAAUCUCAAAAACCCACAAAUCCGGAAUCAAACGAGAAUAUGAAAUUGGGCCGGAUGGAAAGAAAAGACUAGUUCGAACCCGGAAAUUUGAUCCAGGUAGGAAUUAUUUUAUGCUAGAUUUUCAGCUGGAAUUGUUUCAGCACAAGAGGUUCAAGAGGGCGGUCCAGUUCGCCGAAAUCGUCCACGUGUUUUCGGAUUGGGUGGCGAUGAAGAUGGUGGGUUUUUUUUUCAAAGUUUUUAUUUAGAUCCAACAAAAAAAGAUUUUUUAGGCCAAAAAUCUUCACCGCGUCGAAAAAUCAAUCGAACUCGGAGACGAUAUGAAACCGAUGAAAAUGGAGUCGAGAGACUAGUGGAAACUGAAAAUUUCGAACCAGAAAAUGAAAAUGAUAAAAAUUUGGGUGGAAGACGAAGAAAUGUCAUUGCUAGAAGUAAGGCUGAAAAUUGACUGAUUUCAGAAUUAAUUUUGAAUUUUCAGGUGGAAAACCAAGAAGGAAACUAGGUGAAAAUGGAAGAGGGCAACAGGAAAAACAAGAAAAUCUGGAAGAACCCAAGAAAAAAGUUAAAGAUGGUGAGAUUUUCAGAAUCUAGAGAAAAGAAACAUAUUUUUACACCCAAUAUUUUUGGUGUCUAAAAAUCUCCUGUUUUAAGAUGAGCAAUUCAUCAAAGUUCCGCAUCACGUCGACCGAAAAUCAAGGAGAAGACAAAAUUCCAAUGAGCCCAUAAGAGCAGGACGUGAGUUUUUUCAAGAAAUUGUUCUCAACAUUUUAAAAAUCAUUUUCAGAUGGAAAACCACAAAAAAAGAAGGGACAAAGAAAAGGACCAAAUGAUUCGUUCGAAAACGACACCGAACUUCCACAAGCUAACAUUUGA
Molecule: messenger RNA, 8250 nt
Organism: Caenorhabditis angaria
Lineage: Eukaryota; Metazoa; Nematoda; Chromadorea; Rhabditida; Rhabditidae
Source: the annotation of a GenBank genome assembly